Molecule: messenger RNA, 2647 nt
Organism: Ceratitis capitata (Mediterranean fruit fly)
Lineage: Eukaryota; Metazoa; Arthropoda; Insecta; Diptera; Tephritidae
Product: ATP-dependent RNA helicase DDX24
Exons: 10
Coding region: 108-2573 (821 amino acids)
Cellular component (GO): nucleolus
Molecular function (GO): nucleic acid binding; RNA helicase activity; ATP binding
Source: RefSeq, a predicted model, not a curated record
UGUAAACAAACACACGUGCCGACAAAAAUGUCAGAAAGGGUUUGUUUCUAUUCAGGAAAAGUGAUAUUGAACUAAAAAAAUAGUACAAGUAGAUAUUUAAAAAUAUAAUGCCUUCAGUUAAAGGAAAGAAGUUGAAAAAUGUAAAACCCAAUCAAAUAAAAAUCAUGAAACAGGCAAUUGGCAGCAAAGCUUGGGAGAAAGUAAAAAUUAAAGGUAACGUUAUCUCUGAUGAUGGAGGAGGAUUCGAAGGACUUAUCGGUUUAGAAGUGUUGGAAGAUUACGAUGCAAAAUUAGUAGAGACAGCAAAGCAAAAACGUACCAGAAAAGAGAAGCGCAUGGACCGGAGAGCAGAUGCCAAAAAACGUAAGUUGGAUCAAGAAACGAAAUUGGAAGAUGAAGAAAAUUGUGGAUCAGAAAUAGAAAAUGAUGAUGGCACAGAACCAGUCAUACCCAAAAAUAGGAAAGAACGCUUAGCGGAACGAAAAUCAAAUUUAAUUGAAAAACGUAAGGCUAAGCGUGAAAAACGCAAGCAGAAAAAGAGUGAAAAUAAAGAAGUUAAAACAAAACAAUCUGACCAGAAUUCCACUAUAAAUAAUGAAGAGUAUCCUCCCGAUCGAUUUGCAUUACUUCGACCGCCGCCUACAAGUGACGAUAAAGAAGAUGAUGAUGCCAAUAGUGAUGAUGAGGCCGAAGCACCGAUAUUGCUGAAUGCCUCAGCAAUAAGUGUGGAUGAUUUGGAAGGUUGGAACGGCUUAGGUGUGCCCCAGGUUGUUUUAAGAGCUCUUGCAGACAAGGGUUUUAAAUCGCCAACAGAAAUUCAGGCUAUGACACUUCCAGCAGCAAUUUUAGGCAAAAAGGAUAUUCUGGGUGCAGCAGAGACAGGUAGUGGAAAAACACUAGCAUUUGGCAUACCAAUUUUAACCGGUAUAAUGGAGUUAAAGUCGAAGAACGUGCGAAGCGGUAUACGUAAAGCGCCAAAAGUGAAGGGUCAAAAACCAGAACUGAAGACAAAAGUGAUCGAGGAAAAUCGCGAACUAACACCGCCGCCAGAAGAACUUGAUUUUUAUCCAACAUUGCCCACAGAAGACGAAGACAGUGAGUUGGAAGAAAAUGAAGAGUACAAUGGUCCCCUAUAUGCAGUUAUUCUAACCCCCACUCGUGAGUUGGCUGUACAGGUCAAGGACCAUUUGGUGGCAGCGGCGAAAUAUACGGGUAUCAAAGUAGCUGCGAUUUUCGGCGGUUUAUCUGUGGCAAAGCAAGAGCGGUUGCUUAAACGUUGUCCAGAAAUUGUAGUCGCGACUCCUGGACGACUGUGGGAGCUCUAUCAACAAGAAAAUCCUCAUCUGAGUAAAAUGGAAGAUAUAAGUUUUUUAGUGAUCGACGAAACUGACCGCAUGGUAGAAAAGGGACAUUUUGAAGAACUUCGAAGCCUCUUAAAAGUGUUGAACGCAAAUGAUGAAAAGAAAAAAACCCGACAAAAUUUCGUAUUUUCGGCGACCCUAACGCUGGUGCACGAUUUGCCUGAGCACAUGCAACGUCGAAAUGUGGGAAAACGACCAAAAUUUAUUAAACAAACGCCAGGAUUGAAAAUUCAAAGUCUCAUUGAUGAAUUGGGUAUUUCACAGCCAAAAAUAGUAGACAUAACCAGAAGCCAACAAACGGCACAAAACCUCACCGAAUGCCGUCUCAUAUGUGCGAUUGACCAAAAGGACUACUAUCUUUAUUACUUCUUGGAGCGCCAUCCAGGGCGUACAAUUGUUUUCUGUAACUCAAUCGACUGUGUGAAACGUCUGGCAACACUAUUCGGUCUGUUGGAAUGCGCACCACUACCUCUCCAUGCGAACAUGGUACAAAAGCAACGUUUGAAAAACCUGGAACGUUUCCGUGAUAAUCCCAAUGGACUCUUAAUAGCCACGGAUGUAGCUGCACGUGGCUUAGACAUACCAAAUGUGGAACAUGUGAUACACUACCAAGUACCACGUACUAGUGAGAACUAUGUGCACCGCUCGGGACGUACUGCACGUGCGAAUAAAAAUGGUAUAACUGUAAUGUUCAUGGAGCCGGCCGAAGUGAAGAGUUAUGUUAAACUGUAUAAAACUUUGGAUCGAACGGAAGAUUUGCCAUUGUUUCCGGUCUCUGAAAGAUAUCUACGCCCUGUAAAAGAGCGUGUUAAUUUAGCUCGUGAAGUAGACAAACUGGAGCUUAAGCAAAGACGAACACAAAGUGAAAUUGGUUGGAUGAAAAAACACGCAGAAGAGAUGGAUAUGAUUAUAGACGGCUUUAAUGACGAGUCGGGCAGUGAACAAGAUGAGGACGCUUUCGUUAUCGAACGAAGACGCGACCGGGUUCAUUUAGAAAAUGUACGUGCGCAGCUCAGGUCUUUAUUAACCAAGCCGAUGUUUCCAAAAGGCUUUAGUUUUAGAUAUCCCACCAGUACCGGACAAUUGCAAAUGCUAGACAUUAAUAACCCCGUCGGCGAAGCAGAUAAUGGAAGUGCUGUAAAUGUAAUGAAGGCUGCUAUAGAAGACUUGAAGCAAGCAAAAAAGAAUCGUAACAAAAGGCGAAAACAAUAAGUGUGUAUAAUCUUUAUUACAAGAUAUUUGUAUAAAAAAUAAUAAUAAAAGUUUAUCAGUGCUUUGAUACAAAA